ACCCCAAGAUGUACGAAGCAGUGUAGAAGAUAUGAUGCUUAUCGACGUAAUAGUAGAGGGUUGUAUCUCGCCCGAAUUGCGCCGUAAAAUCCUGGAAAAAGAUCAAUCACUCUCUGAGAUUGAAUCAUUGGGAAGUUCGAUGGAAAGUGUAAGGGAACAGGAACUUGAAAUGAAGAGGCGUUCCAGUGAUGUUAUAAGCGAACUUGAUGUACGCAAGGUGGACAAUAUUCCGGCUGACAGAGCCGCUCGAAAGCAACAACGUAUCGUAAAACGAUUCGUGAGCAAACCUUCUCCCAGGGAGCAAGGGAAUGGCUUAAAGGUUAUAUGCUAUGCGUGCGGCAAAUUAGGUCACAUAUCAAGAGACCUGGCGUGCCCAGCCAAGGGCCAACAGUGUCGAAGGUGCCAAAUUUUUGGUCACUUCGAGAAGGUUUGUCGGAAACGCGGUAGUUCGGUAGUUCGAGACAACAGCCUUACGAAGAAAGUUCGAACUGUCUGCAAUGAGUCGACGUCUACCCCAGCCAAGGAGGAUGCCUCCAACGACGUUGUCGACCAGAAGAUCUACUACACAUUUCACACGGGAAAUGAAUCGAACCUGUUGAAAUGUGAUGUGGGCGGGGUCCUCAUCGAUGUGAUCAUAGAUUCCGGAUCCGAUGCAAAUCUUGUCUCUGCCGCUACUUGGGAGAUGAUGAAAGCUAAAUGCGUCGUAGUUCAGAAGUGCACCAAGGGUAGUCACAAGAUUCUGAAGGCGUAUGGCAGCGAGGCACCGUUAAACUUAUUGGGUUCGUUCGAAGCUAUGGUUAAAUUGGGAACACGAUCUGUAUCCGCCGAAUUUUUCGUUGUUGAAAAGGGCCAGCGGAACAUUCUUGGCGAUUCCACUUCUAAGCUACUAGGAGUGUUGAAAGUCGGCGUUGAUGUAAAUCAAGUUGAAGUUCCAACCCCUUUCCCGAAAAUUAAGGAUGUACAAGUACGAAUCAAAAUGGAUCCAUCCGCCGUUCCAGUAUUCCAACCACUAAGAAGAAUACCAAUAGCGCUAGAACAUGCUGUCAACAAGAAACUAGAUGAACUGCUUGCAAAAGACAUCAUUGAGCCGAAAAGUGGUCCGGCAACAUGGGUGUCUCCUCUGGUUGUCGCAAAGAAGGCAAACGGUGAAAUUCGAUUGUGCGUAGACUUACGGCGAGUAAACCAAGCGGUAAUCAGAGAUCGACACCCAAUGCCGGUAAUCGAAGACGUGUUGGCGAAGAUUGGAAGAGGAACAUAUGGAGCACACUGGACAUAAAAGAUGCUUUCUUUUUGCUGGAGCUGGACGAGGAAUCGAGAAACGUCACAACCUUUAUCUCUCAUAGAGGACUGUACCAAUUCAAACGCCUUCCGUUUGGUUUGGUCUCUGCUCCGGAGAUAUUCCAGCGCACUAUGGACGCUAUAUUGGCAGAUUGCGAAGGUGCCUACUGGUACCUAGAUGACGUUGGUGUGGAGGGCGGUACCGUCGAAGAACACGACACGCGUCUCUCGAAGGUACUCAACAGAUUAAAUGAAAAUGGGGUGGUCUUAAAUCAAGAAAAAUGUAAAUUUCGGACAGUCGAGUUUCAAUUUUUAGGAUACCGGAUUAAUCCCGAAGGUAUUCUUCCAUCGGCAGCGAAACAAAAUGCCGUUGAAACGUUCAGGAGACCGAAUAAUGAAGGCGAAGUGCGAAGUUUUUUAGGUCUGGCAAAUUAUAUGGGUAAAUUUGUGCCAAAUCUAGCAACUAUGGACGAACCCCUGCGAAAUCUGAUACGAAAGGGUUCCAAGUUCCACUGGGGAGAUGAAGAGGAGAAAGCUUUUAAUCAAAUUAAGCACUCUAUUUGCAACGCAAAGUGCUUAGGUUUUUUUAAACCCGAAGACGAAACAUCAGUCAUGGCAGAUGCCAGCCCUUAUGCCUUGGGGGCAGUGUUGCUGCAGACAAAUGAUGCAAAUGAUACGCGAGUAGUUUGUUUUGCUUCAAA
Messenger RNA from Armigeres subalbatus, 1979 nucleotides. RefSeq lists its product as uncharacterized. The coding region runs from base 32 to 1276 and encodes 414 amino acids. Lineage: Eukaryota; Metazoa; Arthropoda; Insecta; Diptera; Culicidae. Gene Ontology annotation, molecular function: zinc ion binding; nucleic acid binding. The transcript is spliced from 2 exons. The record is from RefSeq and is a predicted model, not a curated record.